GAAGAUGAUCCUGAAUCUGAUAUAGAAAAUAAAUUUGAUACACUAGUGAGUUCGGAACAACUUCAACAACCAUUACAAGCAGCACAAGGACGAAAAAACAAACAUAACCAUAGCAAAGUCAAAAAAAGUGCACAUAAUGAUUCACGAUUUAAAGGUCGUUGGUUAAUUGAGACACCUGUUACUAAUAAAGGUUUAUGUGAUUUGGUUAAGGCUGCAUGUUUCCUUUCUCUUAAAGAAUAUUGGGAG
Molecule: messenger RNA, 246 nt
Organism: Racocetra persica
Lineage: Eukaryota; Fungi; Glomeromycota; Glomeromycetes; Diversisporales; Gigasporaceae
Source: the annotation of a GenBank genome assembly